AUGGAACCUAUCAGUGGCGCGCUUGAUCAGUUCGGUCAAGACACCGAUCCUAAGCCUCAAGCCCUCCUCGCUGAGGCCACCGUUGAUCAGCCCGCUGAUUCGGACGGAAAGACCCGAGAGACCGCCAGUCCGUCAUCAGAGCGCGUUGAGACCACUUUCGAGGAACCUGCUCUGCUCGCGGACCGAAAUGUGGAAGUCUACGGCCGCGCAAGCGCCUUGCUCUUCAUCAAUGAUAAGCAGCUACCUGGUUUCCAUCACGACUAUGUCAAACGUCUUGGUCGAAACAGCGUGGCCCCGGGCUUGUGUGUCGAAGUCCGACCUCGAUGGGGUCCAAACACCGAGAGCGUGCUUUCACUGAAACUCCUCAUUCGCGAUGGGAACGUGUCAUACCCAUUCGCCUACAUCGAAAUCAACAUGUCGAAGUUGGAGGAAGUCGUCAGCACGCAAGUUUUCUCUACCACAGAGUCUGACGCGAUCAACCGCCUUAUCACCCCAGGCAUCCAGUCGUUCCCCGGUGCCGUGGAGGUCAUAAACCCGGAGGAGAAGCACCGAGACCUAUUCAACGAUGUUGAGGAGAGCGCUUCGCUCGCCGAAUACAUCAGAACCGCAACCUCCUCGUUCGCAAGCGCCUCAGUCAUCGUGAACGCUGGCCACGUCACUCAGGUUUACCCUCCGUCGUUCUGGGGCAGCUUGGCAACCUUCCCUGCAUCACUGCAGACCAUCGUUCGCGACGUCAGGGCUCUUAUACAGCAAAGCUUGCAGCCUCACUCUGUCAUUAAAUGGGUCGUCAUUUCCCCUGCAAUCGAGGGCUGGAAUAAGCGAUGGGACCUCUUCAAAUCCCGAGACAUCAGGCGCGGCGCCUACCAAGCGUUUACUUGCGCGUGCCGCGGAGGCAACAUUAAUGAUCUUGAUUACGAGAAUACCACCUUUGACGACGUGGAUCGAACAGACAGCUGCGGCGGCGCAGCCCGUGCCUUUAUUUCCCGGGAUGAACGAACCGUAUCCCUUGUCGUCGGUGCAGCCGAUGAGGGCAUGUGUAAAAUUAAGCAAGCCAUCGCCUGCGCAGAGACUACCUUCCCCGCCGCGAUGUUCCCUGUCCCAAAUUCAGAAUGGAAAGCCAAACCGUCAGAUCUUGAAAUCGGCACCCGUGCUGAGCUGUUCCUCAACGUGGGCCAACGGCCUCACCCCGUUCCUCCGAUUCGGCUCUCGCCUGGUCAAGCCGCCGAUUUGGCCAUGAAACUGCAGAACCACUUUGCCGCAUCCAUCGACAAGGCCCACAACAAACUUGUCGAUGCCGAGGACAUGUAUGACAAGUUGGUGAGAAUGAAGGCGUCUGAGGAAGAGAUUGCAAAACAACAGGACUACAUUGACACGGUCUACGAGAAUACAUACAUGGAAUACGCCACCGCCAAUGUCUUAGGUUAUAUCUCAAGAAUAUCGGAUCACAUUACCCAUGAAACGCCCAACGCAACAGACGACGUUCGUCGAUGGGUUCAGGCACAGCUCAUCGCCCAAGAACUCCGCGCUCAACCGGGAGAAGACGAGAUAGCACACUUUAAUCGAAUCCAGACCUGGCUAGCCCAGCAACGGAACAUCAUCCGCCCAUUGGUAAACCAACGCCAAGACGAACCCUGGAAAGGCUUUCGAGUCAAUCUGCCAGCCGGAGUACGCGAAGACAUCGCCUUGUUCUACGUGGAAGUUCCUCUCCAGGUAGACUGGCCCUGUGGCUUUGAACGGCCCCCUUUCAUCGUCGACGCCCCUCGCAAAGUCCCGCUCUACCUGGGCACAUACUUUGCAAAUAUCACUCGUGGCGAAAAGAAGAUCCUCGCCCGUAUCGAGUAUGAUGUCAAUGACAAAUCCCUGUGUUACGAGGCAAACGCAAUCAACGUCAUGAAUAACGUGAAGGACAAUUCAUCUGCUGCGGCAUGGUGGGAAUACAUUCUGGCCUUUGACCCGGACCUCAUCACCCGAGAGUUAGAUCUGUGGGCGAGAUUCCCAGGCAUCGCGGACGGCGCUGCCAAUGGUCGUUUCGUUGGACGGCACCUUGAAGCAGCGUGCAUGCUAAAGAAGACUAGACAGGGCAAAGUUAUUAUUACGGGAGGCCCUGGCUCCGGAAAGACCUAUUUUGGAACCCUCAUCGCGCAGGCCGUCGUGGAAGGAGGAGUCGUGGACACUUCACGUACAUGUAUCUCAAUCCCAUCAGCAGCAAGUAUGACAUGGGCGGAGCUAGAAAGACAAUGGAACAGGCAAACCAACGCUCUGCGCAAAGCCUUGGUGGUGUGGACUGCACCUCAGGACGCGCAAGUCCUUGAUGCGACAACCCGCCUGCACAAAACAAUUCCCGGUAGCAUCAUCAUAAAAGUGCACACAUGGAAAGCAGAGGUCGCAGCCUUGCUGGACGCAGGGGUCCGUAUUCCAGAGCUCAUGGAACCAAGGCCCAACGCCACCGCUACGGAACGCACCAUCGCCCGAUUGGUCAACGCCUUUCGCAAGAAGGAGUUCAACCAGCUCAGCCCGGCUACAAACCCGUACAGCAUCUCGUCACAGUUGCGGGCACGGGCGAUGGCGAAUCCUGGAGCAAACCGAUUGUUGUUCGAUAUUUAG
This is a messenger RNA of Trichoderma gamsii, 2604 nucleotides long. RefSeq lists its product as hypothetical. The record is from RefSeq and is a predicted model, not a curated record. Bases 1 to 2604 code for a protein of 867 amino acids. NCBI's taxonomy places the organism in Eukaryota, Fungi, Ascomycota, Sordariomycetes, Hypocreales, Hypocreaceae. The transcript has 2 exons.